AAAAAUGAAAUAAAAUCCGUUUUUAUUUGAUAUUACCCCGGUGAAUAAUACUUAUUUGCCGUUUUUCUCAAUUUACUUGUUACUAGUUUCAUUUAUUUUUCGAACUCCGAGACCAACAGUUGUUCAAGGAUUUUAAGUACCCUAGUAUUUUUUUAUAAUGCCACCAAACAAAUCUAAACGUAGUGCCUCAGAAGAUUCUACCUCCGACUCGGGACCUGACGAUAGAAACCCUCCUCCAAAAAAAUCCAAACCGGCUGAUAAGGGAAGUUCUAAAAAAACCAAUUCAAAUGAAGAAGAACAUUCUUGGUCUCUUGAUAAAAAUCGAUUUGUCAAAGUGAGAGAAUUUCGUGGUAAACUCUUCGUUGAUAUUCGUGAAUUUUAUGAAAAAAAUGGAGAACUCCUGCCUGGAAAAAAGGGCAUAUCUUUGUCUAUGGGUCAAUGGAACAAACUGAAAGAACACAUUGAUGAUAUUCAAGAAUCUGUUGAAAAAUUAGGAUAAUAAUUAUUAAUUCUCAGUUUCCAAUUAUACUCCAAAUUGUUACUCAUUACUCGGUUAUGUAAAUCUGACCUAAUAAGAUUCUACCUAAUUAUAAAUUUACAUCUAAAUUUAUUGUAAUUGUAACUAAGUAUUAUGUUGCACAUUAAAUUAUAAUUUUAUAUUUCAUUCUCCUAAAGUUAAUAAGUAUGUACUUAUAAUUAUUAUUUAUCAAAUUAAUCAAUAAAAAAAGAAUUGAAUUUCA
Sipha flava (yellow sugarcane aphid) is the source of this 740-nucleotide messenger RNA. RefSeq names its product RNA polymerase II transcriptional coactivator (gene Ssb-c31a). Gene Ontology annotation, cellular component: transcription regulator complex; nucleus. The coding region runs from base 158 to 499 and encodes 113 amino acids. Gene Ontology annotation, molecular function: transcription coactivator activity; DNA binding. Gene Ontology annotation, biological process: positive regulation of transcription initiation by RNA polymerase II. The record is from RefSeq and is a predicted model, not a curated record. Lineage: Eukaryota; Metazoa; Arthropoda; Insecta; Hemiptera; Aphididae. The transcript is spliced from 3 exons.